ACUGGGGUGCGGGAGGCGGGGCAUCCGGGUCCCUUGGCGGCUGCUGUGUCCCCGGAGCUCAGCUGACCGGCUUCUGCCGCCCUAGGAGGUGGGCGUUUCCCACGUCGCUCAUGGAGUUAGCCCACAGCCUGUUGCUCAAUGAAGAAGCUUUGGCUCAAAUCACAGAGGCCAAGAGACCCGUUUUCAUCUUCGAAUGGUUGCGAUUUCUUGAUAAAGUCCUGGUGGCUGCCAACAAGACUGAUGUAAAGGAAAAACAGAAAAAACUUGUUGAACAAUUAACUGGAUUAAUAAGUAGUUCACCUGGACCACCUACACGAAAAUUGUUAGCAAAAAAUCUUGCAGCCCUUUAUAGCAUUGGGGAUACUUUUACAGUUUUUCAAACACUUGAUAAAUGUAAUGAUAUUAUUAGAAAUAAAGAUGACACUGCUGCCUACCUACCAACAAAAUUGGCUGCAGUAGCUUGUGUUGGAGCUUUUUAUGAAAAAAUGGGAAGAAUGUUAGGCAGUGCUUUUCCAGAAACAGUCAAUAAUCUUUUGAAGUCUCUGAAAAGUGCAGAGUCUCAAGGACGAAGUGAAAUCCUCAUGAGUCUUCAGAAAGUUCUCAGUGGACUGGGUGGUGCUGCAGCUUCCUCUCAUCGUGAUAUUUACAAAAAUGCCAGGUCGCUGCUGACGGAUCGCUCAAUGGCCGUUCGAUGCGCCGUGGCCAAGUGUCUACUGGAACUACAGAAUGAAGCUGUAUUCAUGUGGACUGCUGAACUGGAAAACAUAGCCACUCUUUGCUUUAAGGCUUUGGAAAACUCAAAUUAUGGAGUGCGGGUUGCCGUGUCUAAACUCUUAGGAACGGUCAUGGCUACGGCAUUGAUGCCAAAACAGGCAACAGUAAUGCGUCAGAAUGUGAAGCGAGCAACAUUUGAUGAAGUUUUAGAACUCAUGGCCACAGGAUUUCUCCGUGGAGGUUCAGGUUUCUUAAAGAGUGGUGGAGAAAUGUUAAAAGUUGGAGGAUCUGUUAAUCGUGAAGUACGAGUUGGAGUUACACAGGCAUAUGUUGUUUUUGUCACAACACUGGGUGGUCAGUGGUUGGAGCGUAGCUUUGCUACAUUUUUGUCCCAUGUUCUUGAUUUGGUUUCUCAUCCUCGAGCAACACAAACACAUGUUGAGGCUGUGUACUCUAGACGUUGUGUCUCCUUCAUCCUAAGAGCUACUGUGGGAAGUUUGCUGGGUGAGAAAGCCCAGAUUGCCGCUGCCAAGGAAAUAUGCCAAGCUAUUGGGAAACAGAUGAAAGCCGUGGAAGCAGUAGUGAAUGACACUAGCGCUGAAAACAAAUCCGGGGCUGCAGACAUUGCCGCAAGCCAGCAUGUGAUGGUGUGCGCCCUCCAGGAGCUGGGGAGCUUAGUGCAGAGCCUCAACGCCACCGCCUCCCCUCUGAUUCAGGAAGCAUCCAUAGGACUUUUAGAGAUUGUGACUUCAGUGCUGCUUCAUCCCAGUAUGGCGGCUCGACUUGCUGCGGCGUGGUGUCUGCGCUGUGUGGCUGUGGCGUUACCCUUCCAGUUGACACCAUUUCUAGACAGGUGUGCAGAACGACUCAACAACUUGAAGACAUCGCCAGAAGCUGUUAGUGGCUAUAGCUUUGCAAUGGCUGCCCUGCUAGGUGGAGUUCAUCAGUGUCCUUUGGGCAUUCCUCAUGCUAAAGGAAAGAUGGUAGUUAGCAUUGCUGAAGAUCUUUUACGAACUGCUGCCCAAAAUAGCAGACUGUCUUUGCAGCGCACCCAAGCUGGAUGGCUUUUACUUGGAGCACUUAUGACCUUAGGACCAUCAGUUGUUCGUUACCAUCUGCCCAAGAUGUUGUUAUUGUGGCGAAAUGUUUUCCCUCGUUCUUUAAAGGAAUUAGAGGCUGAGAAGGCCCGAGGCGAUUCCUUUACCUGGCAGGUAACGUUGGAAGGUCGUGCUGGAGCUUUAUGUGCUAUGAGAAGUUUUGUUGCACAUUGUCCUGAGCUUCUAACUGAAGAUGUGAUUAGAAAAUUAAUGACCCCUAUUGAAUGUGCCAUGACUAUGAUGUCACACAUUCCAUCUGUAAUUAAAGCCCACGGAGCCCAUCUGAAAGCUAGUGCUGCAAUGGUCCGUUUAAGACUUUAUGAUAUCUUGGCUUUGUUACCUCCAAAAACUUACGAAGGAUCUUUCAAUGCACUUCUUAGAGAGCUGGUAGCAGAAUUCACUUUGACUGACAACUCAGCCAACACAACUACUUCCCUCCUCAGAUCGCUCUGCCAUUAUGACGACAGUGUUCUUCUUGGCUCCUGGCUUCAAGAAACUGAUCAUAAAUCAAUUGAAGACCAGCUGCAGCCAAACAGUGCCUCUGGCAGUGGGGCCCUGGAGCACGACCCUUCCUCCAUUUAUUUACGAAUUCCGGCUGGGGAGGCUGUGCCUGGCCCUCUACCCCUGGGAGUGUCCGUCAUCGAUGCCUCUGUAGCGCUUUUUGGUGUCGUGUUUCCUCAUGUUUCUUACAAGCACCGAUUGCAAAUGUUGGAUCACUUUGCCGAAUGUGUGAAACAAGCUAAAGGUGUCCGCCAGCAGGCCGUGCAGCUUAAUAUAUUCACUGCUGUUCUUAGUGCACUGAAGGGCUUAGCUGAAAACAAAAGUACUCUAGGCCCUGAGGAAGUUCGUAAAUCCGCACUGACGCUGGUCAUGGGUGCUCUUGACAACCCCAAUCCCAUUUUACGUUGCGCGGCUGGGGAAGCCCUUGGAAGAAUGGCUCAGGUGGUUGGAGAAGCCACUUUCAUUGCCAGGAUGGCCCAAUACAGCUUUGACAAGUUGAAAUCAGCUCGAGAUGUCGUAUCCAGGACUGGCCAUUCUUUGGCCCUUGGGUGCUUGCACCGUUACGUUGGAGGUAUUGGCUCUGGACAGCAUCUGAAGACCAGUGUCAGCAUUUUACUGGCUCUAGCACAAGAUGGAACAUCUCCUGAAGUCCAGACUUGGUCUCUUCAUUCGCUUGCUUUGAUAGUGGAUUCUAGUGGCCCAAUGUAUCGUGGAUAUGUGGAACCAACAUUAUCUCUAGUUCUUACCUUACUGUUGACAGUUCCACCUUCACAUACAGAAGUUCAUCAGUGCUUGGGUAGAUGCUUGGGUGCCAUCAUAACUACGGUUGGCCCUGAACUGCAAGGGAAUGCAGCUACAAUUUCUACAAUUCGUUCCUCCUGUUUGGUGGGAUGUGCAAUAACCCAGGACCAUUCAGAUUCUCUGGUUCAGGCAGCUGCCAUCUCCUGCCUACAGCAACUUCACAUGUUUGCACCACGGCAUGUCAACCUCUCUAGUCUCGUUCCUAGCCUUUGUGUUCAUCUGUGUAGUUCCCAUUUGCUGCUCCGACGAGCAGCUGUGGCAUGUCUGCGGCAGCUUGCACAGAGAGAAGCGGCUGAAGUGUGUGAAUAUGCCAUGAGCCUAGCCAAGAGUGCUGGGGACAAGGAGAGCAGCGGUGCCAAUGUUAAUCCUUUUGUACCUGGAUUUAGUUCUCGAAGUGGUAUCCAUUGCCGGCACCAAGGUGUGAAUAUCACAGAAACUGGACUUGAGGGACUCCUUUUUGGAAUGCUAGACCGGGAAACAGAUCGAAAAUUAUGUUCUGAUAUUCAUGACACGUUGGGACAUAUGCUUUCAUCACUAGCAGUGGAAAAACUUUCUCACUGGUUAAUGCUUUGUAAGGAUGUUCUGGCAGCUUCUAGUGAUAUGAGUACUGCAACUCCAUUAAGUAGUGGAAAAGAUGAAGAAUCUGAAAAGAAAGAUGAGAUGGACGACGAUACCAUGUUUACCUCUCUCGGGGAAGAAGAUAAAUCAAAACCUUUUGUGGCACCACGCUGGGCCACGAGGGUGUUUGCUGCUGAUUGCCUGUGUCGAAUCAUCAACUUGUGUGAAAACGCAGACCAAGCUCACUUUGAUCUUGCCAUGGCACGUUCUGCUAAACUACGAAAUCCUACAAAUGACCUCUUGGUACUUCAUCUCUCUGACCUGAUUCGCAUGGCAUUCAUGGCUGCAACGGAUCACAGUAACCAGCUGCGGAUGGCCGGGCUCCAGGCUCUUGAAGAUAUUAUCAAGAAGUUUGCAUCUGUGCCUGAGCCAGAAUUUCCAGGUCAUGUGAUUCUGGAGCAGUACCAAGCUAACGUGGGAGCUGCCCUAAGGCCAGCCUUUUCACAAGAUACACCAUCUGAUAUAAUAGCAAAAGCUUGCCAGGUGUGUAGUGCAUGGAUUGGAAGUGGAGUGGUCAGUGACCUCAAUGAUCUCCGUCGCGUACACAAUCUUCUUGUUUCUUCUCUGGACAAAGUUCAGGCUGGAAAAGGAUCUUCCAGCCAGCUCUACCGGGAAAGUGCCACAACCAUGGAAAAACUGGCUGUUCUCAAAGCCUGGGCAGAGGUAUAUGUGGUUGCUAUGAAUAUUAAAAAGGAAGCAGAAUCAAAACCAAAAAGAACAAUUAAAAAUACUGAUGAUGAAGAGGAUGACUAUGGUACCAUAGAUGAACUGCCACCAGAUAGUUUAAUAACCCUUGUACAACCUGAACUGCCAACGCUCAGCCGUCUGUGGUUGGCAGCAUUGAAAGACUAUGCACUGUUAACUUUGCCAGCUGAAUUUGCUAGUCAGCUCCCUCCAGAUGGUGGGGCAUUUUAUACUCCUGAGACUAUCGAUACAGCCAGACUCCACUAUAGGAAUUCCUGGGCCCCAAUUCUCCACGCCGUAGCACUGUGGUUGAAUAGUACCGGGUUUACAUGUUCCGAGUCGACAGAAGCAGCAGCAGUAUCUGGAUCGCAAAAACGUUCUACAUCGGUCAACCUAAACCAGGCACCGGGAGCAACGGCUAGUGCUAAAUCGUUGCCAGAAAUCAACAAAGAUAGAAUGCAUCUGAUAUUAGGUGUGAGUAUACAGUUCCUUUGUUCCCCGAGACCUGAGGAGCCUGUGGAGCAUGUUACAGCGUGUCUGCAGGCCUUGCACACUCUGUUGGACUCUCCUUACGCCCGGACCCAUAUUGCAGAAGAUCAGCUGAUUGGUGUGGAGUUGAUUAGUGUUUUGCACCGCCUUCUGUUGACCUGGAAUCCACCAUCUGUCCAGCUCUUGGUUACUGGAGUUGUACAACAGAUUGUAAGAGCUGCUCAGGAUUAUUUGCAAGAAAAAAGAAACACUCUAAAUGAAGAUGACAUGGAAAAAGAGUCCUGUUCCAUAUUAGGAGAAGGAGGUGACAGCGGCGGCCUUAUUCCUGGGAAAUCUCUGGUGUUUGCAACUAUGGAGCUGUUGAUGUUCAUUUUAGUGCGGCACAUGCCCCAUCUCAGCACCAAGAUGUCAGAUUCUCCCAGCCACAUGGCCACCAACACACGACUGUCAGAGGAGAGUGCUCGUCUGGUGGCAGCCACAGUCACCAUCCUUGCUGACCUACCAGGCCUCUGUUCACCUGCAGGAUGUAUGACAAUCCUGCCCACAGUUCUGUUUUUAAUUGCAAGAAUAUUGAAAGACACAGCAGUCAAAUCUGCAGAUAAUCAGGUUUCUCCACCUGUCAGUGCGGCUCUGCAGGGCAUUAAAAGUAUCGUGACACUUUCAAUGGCCAAAACGGAGGAAACUCAGAAACAGUGGACGGCCCUGAUUCGCAGCACUCUGGCAUGCAUCCUGGAAUAUUCUCAACCAGGCCAUAAUCAGGGAACUGAAAGGGAAGUGGAGCAUCCAGGAUACAAACCAGUGCCCACAUGGGAUCCCAGUUGCAUUCAAGAAGCCUCAAUGCCUCCACCUGAUGAAGUAAGCAUGCUGACAGCAAUUGCACUCUUCCUCUGGUCUGCCAGUAGUGAAAUAAUAGGAGUCCAGUCAUUACAGAAUGGCUGUAUGAACAGAUUUAAAACCGCAUUAAAUUCUUGUGACCCAUGGGUUCAAGCCAAAUGUUACCAGCUGCUCCUGUCCGUCUUCCAGCAUUCCAAUCGUGCCCUUUCUACUCCCUAUAUCCAUUCAUUAGCUCCAAUAGUGGUUGAAAAGCUAAAAGCUGUUGAAAGAAACAGACCAGGCAACAACACAGAACUAUUAGCUAUUCAAGAAGGAAUAAAAGUUCUUGAAACAUUGGUUGCUCUUGGUGAAGAACAGAACAGGGUCCAGUUGCUUGCUCUGUUAGUUCCCACUUUGAUCUCUUACCUGCUGGAUGACAGUUCUUUUGCCUCAGCAAAGGCAGCUUCCAAAGAUCUUCAUGAGUUUGCACUCCAGAAUUUAAUGCACAUCGGCCCUCUCUAUCCUCACGCCUUCAAGACAGUCAUGGGGGCUGCUCCUGAGUUGAAAGUACGUCUAGAAACUGCUGUUCGAGCAAGCCAGGCCAGCAAAGCCAAAGCAGCCGCCAGGCCGCCAGCCCCUGCCAUACAUUCCGCACCAACAAUUAAGCUGAAAACGAGCUUUUUUUAACUUGCUCUUUCCUUCACGUUUAGAUUGUGAGCUGGCACCAAGGUAGUGGUAGCCACUCUGUCGUUUCAGGCUGUGGGUUCUGUUUUAUUUCUGUGUUGCUGUUACAGUGUUUCUGAGUUGCUUAAAUGAAAUAAUGUUCACACCACAUAUUGAUUUUUAAGGAAUGAAUUUUAUCAUGUGGUGAGUGUCUUCAUGUUUAUUCUAAUAAUGGUUCUCUUUUAUUAAUUUAUUUUUUAAAACACUGAGCCGUAGUCUUUUAAAUUCUAAAAGCGUAAUUUUAUCAUGUUGGGCAGCCUGUGGAGGUAUCUGUCAUGAAAAAAAAUUCAGUUGAAAAACCAGUAGAUUUUAAAUUUUGGAAUAACUGAAAUAAUAGAAAGUGUCUGUGAUGUAUGUACCAUGAAUAAAAUCACAUUUUGUAAGCAUUUCCCCAAAUGUCCUUGUCUUUCUGAUGGAUGUUUUUACUUUCAUAUUAAAUUACUAAAUUAUGCUUGUGUGUAUUUUAGUUGUUAACUGGCUUAAAAUUCUUUAAAUAAGGUCCAUUAAAAUAUUUUAAA
This is a messenger RNA of Ochotona princeps (American pika), 6958 nucleotides long. It is a transcript of the gene HEATR5B, whose product is annotated as HEAT repeat containing 5B. Gene Ontology annotation, biological process: retrograde transport, endosome to Golgi; endocytosis; intracellular protein localization. Gene Ontology annotation, cellular component: membrane; endocytic vesicle; Golgi apparatus. The transcript has 37 exons. The record is from RefSeq and is a predicted model, not a curated record. Lineage: Eukaryota; Metazoa; Chordata; Mammalia; Lagomorpha; Ochotonidae. The coding region runs from base 111 to 6404 and encodes 2097 amino acids.